Molecule: messenger RNA, 1491 nt
Organism: Glossina fuscipes
Lineage: Eukaryota; Metazoa; Arthropoda; Insecta; Diptera; Glossinidae
Product: UV excision repair protein RAD23 homolog B-like
Exons: 2
Coding region: 214-1359 (381 amino acids)
Biological process (GO): nucleotide-excision repair; proteasome-mediated ubiquitin-dependent protein catabolic process
Cellular component (GO): nucleoplasm; cytosol
Molecular function (GO): polyubiquitin modification-dependent protein binding; ubiquitin binding; proteasome binding
Source: RefSeq, a predicted model, not a curated record
AAAACAUAUGUCUUAAUACAAAUGCUGACACAUCGUCCUCUUUGCGUUGCACUCGUUUUUGUGAAAAGUAUCAGAAAAAUCCUGCAAAAAAUUUAUAAAUAAUUCAAAGAGUUUGCCUUUAACGGUGCAGCAAAAAGCGUGUUGGUUUUACUUGGAACAAUUUAAUCGCAAAAGGAAAAAAAGAUCAAUAACGUAAGCGAACAAUAUUAAUAGAUGGUCAAGAUGAAGUUAACCAUAAAAACGUUGGAUCAAAAAACAUUCUAUGUUGAAUUUGAUGACACACGUACAGUAUGGGAUUUGAAAUCCCAUUUGCAUAAAUUACCGGAAGUAGGUGUUCAGCCAGAAUUGCAACAACUUAUCUAUGCCGGACGCGUAUUGGACAAUGACAACGCAUUAAAAACAUAUAGCAUUGAUGAGCGAAAAUUUUUGGUGGUGAUGGCCAAAAAGGCACCGCCAUCGGCAGCAGCAAAAGAAGAAGUAGCGGCAAUUAAAACUGCAAAACCAAGCGAACAAACACGUGCCAGCCCCUCUGCGGCAGCUGAAACCAUAAAGAAGACUGAAGAGCCGAAACGUCAGGAAAAGGCCAAAACGCCACCCCCGGCUGCCCAGGCAGCUGCACCGCCUGCAGCCACACCGGCCGCAACCGAAACACAACCUCUGGCAUUAGAUCAAGAACUGCAACAAAAUCCUCAACAUCGUAAUAUUCUUGAAGCAAUGGAUUUCUCACCCACAGCAGCCGCUAGCGAAAGUCUAGUUCAAGAAAUCAUGAGUAUGGGUUAUGCUGAGGCAGAUGUGCGCCGCGCUUUGUUGGCCAGUUUCAAUAAUCCAGAUCGCGCUAUCGAAUACUUGAUUGAAGGUAUUCCCGAUUUUCCUGAAGCAUUGCCACCACUUCCAACAAUUCAGCCGGAUGUCAAUCCAGUUAGCGGCGUAACUGUAGCUGGCAUUGGUAGCGGCGGUGGUGGUGGUGGUGGCGGUGGCGGCGCUGGUAGCCCUCUUAAUUUUUUACGUGAAGACCCACGUUUUAUACAAAUGCGUCGCGUUAUACGUCAGCGCCCCGAAUUAUUGAGUAGUGUCUUGGCACGCAUUGGAGAAACAAAUCCAGUGUUGUUAAGCAUUAUACGCGAGCAUCAAGAUGACUUUGUCGCCAUGCUUAACGAGCCGGAAGAUGAGGGUAGCGAAGAAGUACCGUCUGAAGGUCAUGAAGCACAAGAAAUCUCCCUAACUGAAGAAGAAAGCAAUGCUAUUGAACGCUUGGUAGCUUUGGGUUUCCCGCGACAGAUAGUUUUGCAAGCCUAUAUAGCGUGCGAGAGGAAUGAAGAGCAGACCGCUGAUUUCUUAUGUCGACAUAUGGAAGAUUAAUAUGUUCAUACCAAUCACAGCAACUUCAGAGCAUAGUAGUGAAGAAUGUUUAAAAACACAAUACAGUAUAUAAGAGAUUCAACACUAAUAACCCUAAUAAUUUGUUGCUGUUGCUGCUGCUUAGAUAUGUAU